AUGGGGAUGGUGUUGAACAGGAGCAAACUGAAGUCCAGAUCACCAACCUGGGCGCUCAGCCUGCGAGCGAGGAUUGGGUUUUUCCUCGGCGCGGGCCGCGGGGUGAGGGAGGGGGUGUCGGGCACCCUGGGGAGGGCGAUGCUAUUGCGGAUCCCCCCCGAGCUCCAGGACCUCGCCCCGCGCUCCGGGGUGGCCGCGUGGAAGCGGGACACGGAGGACCCGCAGAAGAAGCUCGUCCUGCUCAAGCACUUGGAUGGCAACUACACCAACCAAACGGAGGGAGGGACUCGCGUCCAGUUGGACUUCUCCCUGGAGACCCGGCACACCCCGCAGGACAGGCAGCUCUGCCAGUCCAUCGUCAGCAAGCGGCCAGAGGAGGGAGCCUGGAGAUGCAGCUGGAGGUGUCUGCAGGUCUGGGAGCCCGUGUCUGAUCCCAGCACCCGGAUCCGCUGGGCGCCGGCCAACGGCAGCUGCACCAUCACCAUCACCCUCAGCUGCGUGUCGGAGCAAGGGGACAACGUCUCCUACAGCUGGGGCAGCUGGGACACCAGCACCAUGGGGGUCUGCUCCAGCAACAGCGGCCUCCUGCACCUCUCCUACCCCCUGCAGACCCAAGCAUCACCGGAGCCCGCGAUGGUCAGCAGCCAGGUCGCUGCCUUCAACUCCUCUGAGUGCAGCGAGGAGCAAGGGGGUAAGUCCCCAGUUACUGACCUGGCUCUCUCCACCCUCCUGAUCCAGCUCUUGCUUUGCUGGGGGAUUUUUUUAGGCUGCUUUAGGCAGCCUCAGAGGAGCCUUUUGGAAAAAAAACCAAGUGGCUGCUGUCACCUGUUCAGGGUGGCUGAGUCCUUCUUGGCCGGGCUGAGGAUGGAGCAUCUCGUGCUGAUGGUCGUGGUGCCCACGGCCACAGCGGCGAUGCUCACCGGGGUCUUCACGGCCGCCCAUUUGGCCGUGGCCGUGAGUGGGCGCCGCGAGGGAGGGCUGCUGGGGUGUGAAAAAUUUGGAAAGCUGACCUUCGGUGGCCAGAAAUCCCCUGACCCCGGCCGGGCAGCUGCAGCGAUAGGGAUGCAGCUGGGUCCAGCCGGCGGGCACUGUACCGGGGAUGGAUCCAGGCCGGUGAGGAGCUCGCAGUGUGCACCAUCUCCUCCCAAGUGCGGUGGGUGGAGCCCUGCUCAGCGCAACCUGGGGAGGAAAUGGUGGGUCCAUGUAGGGUGGAGGGAGGGUGGCGAGCUGCCUGCUGCUGCUCAUCCUUUGCUCUCCGUGAAGAAGCAGAAAGGGGUCCCUGCUGCAGAGCACCCUUCUUGCACCACCAUCUCCACUGCAGCCACCAGCUUGACCCCCCGGACACAGCCCCCCCACCCCCAGCAGAGCCCCAUGCUCCCUAGCCCCAACGAGGAGCCCACGGCCGUUGAUGCCAGUGUGAUGCUGCCCAUGGGCUGA
Molecule: messenger RNA, 1437 nt
Organism: Phalacrocorax carbo (great cormorant)
Lineage: Eukaryota; Metazoa; Chordata; Aves; Suliformes; Phalacrocoracidae
Source: RefSeq, a predicted model, not a curated record